CCCAGAGCCCAACUGCUGUUUAUAAGAAGAGCCUCGAUGCACAAAGUCAAGUCUUUCUCAAUCACCAUUAAUUAUCUGGGCGACCGAGAAGAAAGGCACGCUCGAUCAGCACGUGCACAGCUAUGUCGACCUACUGCAUCGCAAGCCAUGAACAAGUUCCGUUCACGGUGAACGAACAACCAGUCAAAAUGAACUCGCCGUGCUCCAUCCCUCCUUCCUCUCGCCGUAUCGACCCCACCCGGGCGCGCACCGCUACGUUAAAACCUGAUGGCUCGGUCGACGACAACGACCGUGUAGAAAUUGGACCAACUCCGCUGGCGUUCGCCGAGUGGGAGCAGCUGGGCUUGCAGCCGCCUCACCUACCCACCAUGCGCGCGUUUCGCCUGCAACGCAUUUGCGAUCAACUGAUUGACCGCGGUCUAGGUGGCAUCCUGCUGUUCGAUCCACUAAACAUUCGCUACGCCACGGACUCCACCAAUAUGCAGGUGUGGUCCGCGCACAAUCCCGCCCGCGCCUGCUUCGUUGCGGCGAGUGGUUAUCUGGUGCUGUGGGAUUUCCAUGGUUGCGACCAUCUUACCGCGCACCUGCCACUGAUCAAAGAACUGCGCAGUGGCGCCUCAUUCUUCUACUUUGAAACCGGCGACCGUACCAGUGAACACGCCAUACGCUUCUGCGCACAAGUUGACGAAUUGCUCCGACAGCAUGCCGGUAACAACCGCCGGCUCGCUGUGGACCGCAUUGAAGUUGCCGGCUUGCGUGCCCUCGAAGCUCUGGGAGUGGAAGUCUGUGACGGGCAAGCGGUCACCGAGCACGCUCGAAAGAUUAAGGGCCCAGACGAAAUCCGAGCUAUACGCUGUGCAGUCGCAUCUUGCGAAGCCGCGAUCGGCGAGAUGCGCCAGGCCAUGCGCGCCGGCGCCACAGAAAACGAUGUCUGGGCUGCUCUGCACGCGGGCAAUAUUCGCCGUGGUGGCGAAUGGAUUGAAACUCGCAUUCUUAGUUCCGGACCGCGCACCAACCCUUGGUAUCAGGAAUGCGGGCCGCGGGUCCUUCGCGACGGAGACCUGGUAUCCUUCGACACCGACCUCAUCGGCGUAUACGGUAUGUGCGUGGACAUGUCGCGCAGCUGGAUCUGCGGCGAUCUCGAGCCGACAGCCGAACAGAAACGCCUGUAUCGCAUCGCCCACGAACAUAUCACCACCAACAUCGAGAUGGUCAAGCCCGGAGUCCGCUUUACGGAAUUGACGCGCAACGGCCAUCGCCUGCCUGAAAGCUGCCGCGCUCAGCGCUAUGCCGUGAUGUUCCAUGGGGUAGGCUUAUGCGACGAGUACCCGAGUAUUCGCUACCCGGAAGACUUGGAAUCAUACGGCUACGAAGGAGAGCUGCAACCGGGCAUGGUGUUAUCCGUUGAAGCGUAUGUCGGUGAGGUUGGCGGCAAGGAUGGUGUCAAGCUAGAGAACCAACUACUCGUGACCGAGACCGGCUAUGAGCUACUGACUCACUAUCCAUUCGAAGAGAGCUUCCUGCGCGACUGAUUCUGAGCCCAUGAUCAUAUUUAUGUACCUAAUUUUUCAUCAAACCGGGUCAGAACAUCAGAUCACAAAAUAAUAAGACAAAAACUAAGAAUUCUUUUUUGCAGACUUAUCACAAAUCAUUUCAAGUUAGGAGAGCACAGUGUCGAGGAUUGAUUGUACUGCUGAAAUGGGUUAUGAUGUAGCUAGGAUACUAAUCAAUUCUCGUGACAAUAGCCCGAGUAUCUACAGUCGACGCUGUGAUGAAGCGAAACACGGAAAGAAAAAAACCCCUAGAUUUUGACCUUCUAAACAAGGACCUGCAGAUAGUUCUCAAGACAACGGAUAGUACUCAUAAGGACUAAU
Molecule: messenger RNA, 1874 nt
Organism: Aspergillus caelatus
Lineage: Eukaryota; Fungi; Ascomycota; Eurotiomycetes; Eurotiales; Aspergillaceae
Product: M24 family metallopeptidase
Exons: 1
Coding region: 123-1532 (469 amino acids)
Source: RefSeq, a predicted model, not a curated record